Molecule: messenger RNA, 3047 nt
Organism: Pipistrellus kuhlii (Kuhl's pipistrelle)
Lineage: Eukaryota; Metazoa; Chordata; Mammalia; Chiroptera; Vespertilionidae
Gene: POLR3E
Product: RNA polymerase III subunit E
Exons: 21
Coding region: 187-2322 (711 amino acids)
Biological process (GO): DNA-templated transcription
Cellular component (GO): RNA polymerase III complex; nucleus
Source: RefSeq, a predicted model, not a curated record
GGAAGUGCGAGGCCGGGCCUCGCUCCCCCCACGUGUCCGCCGGAGUUUCUCCAGCAACAACAUGGCCGCCGCCUGAGCUGGGAGCCGGCGCCGCCGCUCUGAAGCCCCCGGGAGCCUGGGCCGCCGCCGCCGCCCGCGGCCUCGUGGAGGUUGAGUCUGAGGACCUUCGGCUGGCUCCCCCCUAGUAUGGCCAAUGAAGAGGAUGACCCAGUCGUGCAGGAGGUCGACGUGUACUUGGCCAAGAGUCUGGCAGAGAAGCUCUAUCUGUUCCAGUACCCUGUGCGCCCGGCCUCGAUGACCUACGACGACAUCCCGCACCUCUCGGCCCGGAUCAAGCCCAAGCAGCAGAAGGUAGAGCUUGAGAUGGCCAUCGACACCCUGAACCCCAACUACUGCCGCAGCAAAGGGGAGCAGAUCGCGCUGAACGUGGAUGGCACCUGCGCAGACGAGGCCAGCACCUACUCCUCGAAGCUGAUGGACAAGCAGACAUUCUGCUCCUCCCAGACCACCAGCAACACCUCCCGCUAUGCUGCCGCACUCUACCGGCAAGGCGAGCUCCACCUGACGCCCCUGCACGGCAUCCUGCAGCUUCGGCCCAGCUUCUCCUACCUGGACAAGGCAGACGCCAAGCACCGGGAGAGGGAGGCAGCCAGCGAGGCGGGCGACUCUUCGCAGGACGAGGCAGAGGAAGACGUGAAGCAGAUCACGGUGCGGUUCUCGCGGCCCGAGUCGGAGCAGGCCCGGCAGCGCCGUGUGCAGUCGUACGAGUUCCUGCAGAAGAAGCACGCUGAGGAGCCCUGGGUGCACCUGCACUACCACGGCCGGAGGGACAGCCGCUCUGAGCACGAGCGCCAGUACCUGCUGUGCCAGGGCGGCAGCGGCGCCGAGAACACGGAGCUCGUCAAGUCGCCCAGUGAGUACCUCCUGAUGUUGGUGCCGCCCAGCCAGGAGGAGGAGAGAGACAAGCCCGUGGCCCCCAGCAACGUGCUGUCCAUGGCCCAGCUGCGCACCCUGCCCCUCACCGACCAGAUCAAGAUCCUGAUGAAGAACGUGAAGGUCAUGCCUUUUGCCAACCUGAUGAGCCUUCUGGGCCCCGCUGUGGACUCCGUGGCUGUUCUGCGUGGCAUCCAGAAGGUGGCGAUGUUGGUCCAAGGAAAUUGGGUGGUGAAGAGUGACAUCCUGUACCCCAAGGACUCCUCCAGCCCGCACAGUGGUGUGCCCGCCGAGGUGCUCUGCCGGGGCCGAGACUUCGUGAUGUGGAAGUUCACGCAGAGCCGCUGGGUGGUGCGGAAGGAGGUGGCGGCGGUGACCAAACUCUGUGCAGAGGACGUGAAGGACUUCCUGGAGCACAUGGCCGUGGUGAGGAUCAACCGGGGCUGGGAGUUCGUCCUGCCGCACGACGGGGAGUUCAUCCGGAAGCACCCCGACGUGGUGCAGCGGCAGCACAUGCUGUGGACGGGCAUCCAGGCCAAGUUAGAGAAAGUCUAUAACCUGGUGAAGGAGACGACGCCAAAGCAGCCAGACGGACAGCCAGGGCCUGCAGGGCUGCUGUCUGGGGAGCAGCGGGUCCAGGCGGCCAAGAGCAGGGCCCAGCAGAACCACGCGCUGCUGGAGCGGGAGCUGCAGCGGAGGAGGGAGCAGGCCUCGGGGUCUGCGGUGCCGCCCGGCGUGCAGAUCAAGGAGGAGCCCCUGAGCGAGGAGGGCGAGGAGGAGGAGGAGGAGGAGCCGGCCGUGGAGGAGGGCGAGCCCAUGGACACCUCACCCGGCGGCGGCCGCCUCGGCCGGCUGACCAACGGGCUGCCCGCUGGGUGGGCUGCGGGCGGGGACGGCUUCACCGGGCCCCCGCCCCCCAGCGGAGCCGGCCCGGCCGCCCAGGAGCUGCGGGCCUUCGUGGAGGCCACCUUCCAGAGACAGUUCGUGCUCACGCUGAGCGAGCUCAAGCGCCUCUUCAACCUGCACCUGGCGAGCCUGCCCCCGGGCCACACGCUCUUCAGCGGCAUCUCGGACCGCAUGCUGCAGGACACGGUGCUGGCCGCCGGCUGCAAGCAGAUUCUGGUGCCUUUUCCCCCGCAGACGGCCGCCUCCCCGGAUGAGCAGAAGGUGUUCGCCCUCUGGGAGUCCGGAGACAUGAGCGAUCAGCACCGACAGGUUUUGCUUGAAAUUUUCUCCAAAAAUUACCGGGUGCGUCGGAACAUGAUCCAGUCUCGGCUGACGCAGGAGUGCGGCGAAGAUCUCAGCAAGCAGGAGGUGGAUAAAGUGCUGAAGGAUUGCUGUGUAAGCUAUGGUGGCAUGUGGUACCUUAAAGGGACAGUACAAUCUUGACAGUUACCUCAAACCACCACGUCAGUGAAUCUCAGCCCAGGAAGGACAGCAGAGCAGCAGAGGUGGAAGGAGAGGCUCAGUUGCUUUAGAAGUCACAGAGCAAGAGGGACUACCAUCUGGAGCCUAUGGCAUUGCAUGUCCGGGACAGAGGAGACUGCAUUCAGCCAGUGCUAGGAUUACCUUCAGUUGCAUUGCUCCCAGAAGAGACCGUCAGAACCUUCUUUGCAGUACAAUUUGAAAAUCCUGGUUUAUUUUGGUUAUUGGGUUUCAUUCUCAUAACAGAGUGUAUUCUGACAUGGGCAGGAUGAUGAAAAUCAUGGUUUAAUAUUCUACUUUUCAAACUUAAUGCCAACAAGGUCUAAGUUAUGUUUACAAGAUUAAAAACAACCCUCAAGGUUAUUAAUAUUUAAAACACCUAGAAGCCAAUAUGUAGUCUUUGAUCUAUCUGCUAAGACUUUUGCCAAUUUAAUCCAACAAACCAAAUUGAAUUGUUUUACUGUCAAGUUUCUAUGGCCACUUUACCUUGUAAAACAACCCACUUUAUGUAGCAGUCUCAACUGUUUACAUGAACCGUAGCAAAUACUAGAAUCAAAUCCUAUUAAUGUUUGCAUAAGGAUGCAGACAAAAUCAGGUAAGUAUGGAACAAUGUAUAGUGAGGUUAUCACACUUUGAUGUAAAAAAUCUCUAUUUUGUGUAUUUUUAAAUAAAUGUUCACACUAACCCGG